UCACAGUGACUGAAGAGAGAGGAGGAGGAGGGAGCGCGGCUACAUUACCAACACACACAUACACACACUGCUUACAUUACGCCGUGGAAGCGGUGCGGGAGCAGUGGGAAGUCGGUGCGCCGCGUUUCCUCUCUAUCGCCUUUUAUUUUUGGUUGUUUAAGGACUUUUUUGCUUUUAUCUCGCCUCGGCCGAGCGACCGCGAGGAUGUAUUUCUGAGCAUCAAAGAGUGAUCGGCCACAGUCCGUCCAUCCAUCAGUUUACCUUUCACCUCCAGACGGUGGUUUGGUUUGUUAGCCUACUUUUUUUUUUACUCUCAAGGACGAGUUCUCGCUGGACCGCUGAGGAAAUAUUUUCUCCCACUUUUAUAAAUGCACUUUUUAACCAUCGAGUCAUUCCUACUGGACCGUACCCGUCGCCGCUCGCGCGAGCUGACUGAGCGGCUGGUGAUGAGAUUUUAACUCGCGCUUCGCCUCCCCUCUUUUUUUUUUUUUUAUUUUGCCCUCAUGAUAUUGAGACGUGCCGCGGACUCUGCUUUCGACUCGUCACACCUCAAGUUGUCCGCGCUCGAGCUCCAGCGUGUUCCGGCGUGAGAUCGAGACGCGCGCGGCGGCCACAUUUCUCCUGUUGCUCCAGCGAAAACACGCCGGCUGCGCGUCCGCGCGCCGCUUCCUCUCCAAGUGACUCACCGCCCGACGGAGGGGACGCUUCCUCGCUCGCUUUCAGGGGAUUCUAGUGGGACCUCUCCCCCUCCUGUAGUUGUGGAAAGCGCCGCGUCGUCCCCCGCGUUCUCCGGUGAAGCGCAGUAAAUCGCCCAACAUGCCCCAACUAUCAGGCGGCGGCGACCCGGAGCUGUGCGCCACGGACGAAAUGAUCCCGUUCAAAGACGAGGGAGACCCGCACAAGGAGCAGAUCUUCGCCGAGCUCAGCCACUCGGAGGAGGAGGGGGACCUGGCCGACAUCAAGUCCUCGCUGGUCCACGAGUCGGAGAGCAGCCCCAACAGCAACAGUCACGAUGCAGCUAGACAGUCCCAAAUACCACAAGAUUCAUAUCAUGAAAAACACAGAGACCAUUUGGAAGAUGGAAAACAUCAAGACCUGUACAGUAAAGGCCACCCGUACCCGAGCUACCCGGGCUACAUCAUGAUGAGCAACAUGAACAGCGACUCCUACAUGAACAAUGGCUCCCUCUCGCCGCCCAUGCCCAGAACGUCCAACAAAGUUCCCGUGGUGCAGCCGUCGCACGCGGUCCACCCGCUCACCCCACUGAUCACGUACAGCGACGAGCACUUCGCUCCAGGAUCUCAUUCUGGACAUCACCCCCAGGAUGGCAACAACAAGCAAGGAAUGCCGAGGCAUCACCCCGGACCAGACAUGCCCAACUUCUACUCCCUGUCCCCCGGAGGAGUCGGGCAGAUCACGCCGCCGCUGGGCUGGUUCUCGCACCACAUGGUGCCCGGCCCCCCGGGUCCCCACGCCACAGGCAUCCCCCACCCGGCCAUCGUCAACCCACAGGUCAAACACGAGCCGCCGCAUGAAACGGACAUCAUGCACAUGAAAUCCCAUGACCAGCGAAAGGAGCAGGAGCCCAAGAAACCGCACAUCAAGAAGCCGCUAAACGCCUUCAUGCUCUACAUGAAAGAGAUGCGCGCCAACGUGGUCGCCGAGUGCACGCUGAAGGAGAGCGCCGCCAUCAAUCAGAUCCUGGGACGAAGGUGGCACGCUUUGUCUCGGGAGGAGCAAGCUAAGUAUUAUGAGCUCGCUCGCAAGGAACGGCAGCUCCACAUGCAGCUCUACCCAGGCUGGUCUGCCCGAGACAACUAUGGGAAGAAGAAGAAGCGGAAGAGGGAGAAGAUGCAGGAAUCGGCCACGGGUACAGGCCAGAGAAUGAAAACGGCGUACAUCUGAGAGAAUGGGGGAAAACGGACCAAUUUCUCCACAUGCAAAGCGAAGGCAGCAGCUACGGGCCCUCUGCUCGAGAUGGAGGCCUGCUAGAUUCCAUGAAGACCCUCAAAUCUCCAAACUGAAGCCUCCGCUUCUCAGAGGACCCUCUUUCCUCUCUGCCCCCCCCCCAAAACCCCACUCCCUCACCCUUCAGCACCGCCUCAUGUCGCCACCGCCUCCACCGAAGACACUUCACUGUUUGACUCUACACUCUUCCCGAAGGCACCUGCUGUAGAGACACUGAACGAGACAAUCACUUAGAAGCACCGUCACGUGACUACAUUCUCACUGAAAACCCCCAAAAACCAUCAAUUUGACGUACGUGUUUUGUCAGUUCCCUUUUCACGAAUCAGCUUUACCGCAAUCUGAGGCACUGCACUGAUAAAACAGCAGCAACUUUGAUGUGUGCACAAACGUUUUGCCCCUGCACCGCCCCCAAAGCCUCUUUUCCUAAGUUAUUGUAAGUUAUUUGUCACCUCUGUUCCUUUGUAUAGUCCAUUAGACUGACCUUCACCGACCUUCUCUCUCUCACUGGAUUUUUGAGACCAUUUGGGGAUUUACCCGAACCGACCAAACACCUCUUUUUAGACUGCACUAAGGAAGAUGGAGGGAUCUCAUCUUGUUUAAAAAAAAAAAAAAAAAACGGUCCUCAAGAUGCCAAUUUAGUUUGUCGCUGACCAGUUGGUGCAAAAGUAUCAACAAUUGGAUUUGCUUUUCUUUAGACUGAAUUUUAAUUUGAAUGUUUGUUUUUUUAUUUGUACCUUGAAUCCUUGUUUCAACUUCUCGGUGUAUAUUUUAGCAGUGUUUUUUUUAAUAUUGUUUUUUAUAUAGUGGUCUAUAUGAAAAUAAGCUUUGGACACAGGAAAGCCAUUUUUCUUGUUGAAGCGUCUUGCAGAAAAUUGACUCUUAAGGCUUCUUUUGAUAAACUAUUUGUAACAAAUAGUGACCUUGAGUCUUGCUCAGAUGUAAAAUAAUGCUCACUAUGUGUACUUUUUAAAACUGUCAGGAUAUGUCAAUUUUCUUGGUAUUUUUGCAGGCAACAUUAGGACAAAGGCGAGAGUGAUAGCUCAGAGGCCUAUAUUUUAUUGUUCUAAAACAUGACAAAUGACACAGAUAUAUAUAUUUACCCCAGCACUUGGCAGUCUUUCUUUUAUUGCAAUGGACCUUUGUCUUUUCUCUGGUAGCUAAUAGUGUGGUCUUUAGCCAUGUUGUUUAUUCCAUACAAGCAUCUCUGUAACACUUUGAUUUUAAUGCUCUAUUUUAGUAUUACUUGAUAAAUCCCUUUUUAUUAUCAUAUUCUGGAUCACUGUCAUCUUGGCAUAGCAUUUUGUUUUCCAAGUGGUCAUAUCUGAACUGUCUCAACAUGUUUUUUUCUGUUUUGUUUUUAUAAAGAAAAAAUAAAAAAAAGGCACCAUUG
Molecule: messenger RNA, 3358 nt
Organism: Betta splendens (Siamese fighting fish)
Lineage: Eukaryota; Metazoa; Chordata; Actinopteri; Anabantiformes; Osphronemidae
Gene: lef1
Product: lymphoid enhancer-binding factor 1
Exons: 11
Coding region: 817-1905 (362 amino acids)
Biological process (GO): regulation of transcription by RNA polymerase II; canonical Wnt signaling pathway
Cellular component (GO): beta-catenin-TCF complex
Molecular function (GO): RNA polymerase II cis-regulatory region sequence-specific DNA binding; DNA-binding transcription factor activity, RNA polymerase II-specific
Source: RefSeq, a predicted model, not a curated record